UCCGCUAACACACUCGGCGCCCGCAGACCCCUGUCCAGGGCGAGAGCGGGUCCCAAGAUGUGCUGCGGGGCGCUGUGGGUGGCCCUGCCCGUGCUCGCCCUGCUGGCCUGCUCCGUGCAGGGGAAGCCGCUGGAGAGCCGGGGGCGGGCGCCGGCUGCGGGAGAUGCCCGCCGCUUGCUAGGGGGGCCGGGAGGUGAGCAGGAAGGGGGCACCUUCGACCUGAGGAUGUUCCUGGAGAACAUGAAGGUGGAUUUCCUGCGCAGCCUCAACCUGAGCGGGGUCCCCUCCCAGGACAAAACCCGCGCGGAUCCGCCACAGUACAUGAUCGACCUGUACAACAGAUACACCUCCGACAAGUCGUCCACGCCCGCCUCCAACAUCGUGCGCAGCUUCAGCGUGGAAGAUGCUGUCUCUAUAAUGGCCACAGAAGACUUCUCCUUCCAGAAACACAUCUUGCUCUUUAACAUCUCCAUUCCCAGGCACGAGCAGAUCACCAGGGCCGAGCUCCGGCUCUACGUCUCCUGUCAGAGUCGCGUGGACGACUCUCAUGAGCUGAGGGGAAACAUGGUCAUUUAUGACGUUCUGGAUGGAGCAGACGCCUGGGAUGCCUCCACAGGAACCAAGACCUUCCUGGUGUCCCAGGACGUUCGGGACGAGGGCUGGGAGACCUUUGAAGUCUCCAGUGCCGUGAAGCGGUGGGUCAGGGCUGACUCCACCAAGAGCAAAAAUAAACUGGAAGUGACCGUGGAGAGUCACAGGAAGGGCUGUGACAAGCUGGAUAUCAGUGUCCCCCCGGGCUCCAAAAACCUGCCCUUCUUUGUCGUCUUCUCCAAUGACCGCAGCAACGGUACCAAGGAGACCAGGCUGGAGCUCAGGGAGAUGAUCGGCCAUGAGCAGGACAGUGUGCUCAGGAAGUUGUCCAAGGACGGCCUGGCGGAGGCCGAUGAGAACAAGGACGAGGAGGAAGAUGUGGAAGGCUACCUGGCCGCGAGGUCGUCUUUAGCCAGACGGAAGAGGAGUGCAGGGGCCAGCAACCACUGUCAGAAGACCUCCCUGCGGGUGAACUUCGAGGACAUCGGCUGGGACAGCUGGAUCAUUGCGCCCAAGGAGUAUGAUGCCUAUGAAUGUAAAGGCGGCUGCUUCUUCCCCCUGGCUGACGACGUGACCCCGACGAAACACGCCAUUGUGCAGACCCUGGUGCAUCUCAAGUUCCCCAUGAAGGUGGGCAAGGCCUGCUGCGUGCCCACCAAACUGAGCCCCAUCUCCAUCCUCUACAAGGAUGAUAUGGGGGUCCCCACCCUCAAGUACCACUACGAAGGGAUGAGCGUGGCAGAGUGUGGGUGCAGGUAGUGCUGGCCCACGGGUCGGGGAAGCGGGGUGGAGGGGGGUCCUAAUGAGAGGCCCUGUGUCCCCCUGGGCAUGACAGGGACUAAGUCCAUCUGCACGCCAGCCUAGAGAAGGAAAGCGAGCCGCCACGUCCUCGAGGUCAAGGCCUGCUCUCCCUCUCACAGCCCAUCGCAAGCACACCCCACUGGGUUUAACUGCAGGGGAAGGUGAUGGCAAGGGGCAGCGGGCUUUGGGGAGAAGAGGAGAGCCUAGAAGGGUUGUUGGGGUGGAAAGGGAGAUGAUGAAAAGGGGACAAGAGAAAAAAUCCAGAGUCAGCAGAAGACUGAGCAGAAAUGAGCCAGAGGAGUAUAGACAGACAGGUGGUGACUCACAGAGAUUUAUGGAAAUUAAAAGAGGCGAGAAGGACGAGGCUUUUUCCAGUAACCUCAGGGAGUGCAGGAAAGGAAUAGGCCACAUGCUCUACACCCAUCAUUUCACGGAUCCCCACAACCCAGUGAGAUGGGCAUUAUGACCCCCAAUUUACUCAUGCCGAAACCAAAACUCAGGCAGGUCAGUAGCACCAGUCAAUACAGCCAACGGGUCUCCACAGGUCUGCCAAUCACCAACGCCCAGGACAUCCCCCAGGGCCCCGUCGCGGUUUAGCAGGUCACCUUGUAGCUAAAGAACAAUUGAUUAGACAUUGGGAGGCAAGGAGUGUGGGGCUGAGACCCAGCCAGCACCCACCAGUACGACUGGGUGCCUUCACAUCCAGGGCAUGUUCUGACUGCUGGGUGCCUGUGCUGAUUCAGUGGCCAAAUGUUUUUUAAGGUCACCGCUGAGUCAGGGAAAAACUACGC
This is a messenger RNA of Ceratotherium simum simum (southern white rhinoceros), 2183 nucleotides long. RefSeq names its product growth differentiation factor 2 (gene GDF2). Gene Ontology annotation, molecular function: cytokine activity; growth factor activity. Gene Ontology annotation, cellular component: extracellular region. Gene Ontology annotation, biological process: BMP signaling pathway. The record is from RefSeq and is a predicted model, not a curated record. NCBI's taxonomy places the organism in Eukaryota, Metazoa, Chordata, Mammalia, Perissodactyla, Rhinocerotidae.